This is a messenger RNA of Mytilus trossulus (common blue mussel), 936 nucleotides long. Its product is annotated as neurocan core protein-like. Gene Ontology annotation, molecular function: signaling receptor activity. The record is from RefSeq and is a predicted model, not a curated record. The transcript has 7 exons. The coding region runs from base 19 to 936 and encodes 305 amino acids. NCBI's taxonomy places the organism in Eukaryota, Metazoa, Mollusca, Bivalvia, Mytilida, Mytilidae.
UAUAACGCAAAGAAAAUUAUGGAGAUGUUUAUAUUAUCAUGUUUAUGUUUGUCUGGGAUUGUUAUCGUAAACGCCCAAUCUAGUUGCUCGUACGGACUGCAUGAAUGCGAAUUUUAUCCUUGGGAAGCGUGGUCAGCAUGUAAUUCCACUUGCGGAGGUACAAGAUACAGAAUGAAACCACUUUGCUGUGUUCAUGUUCAAGGCCAGCAAACGACUUUUGAUGAAUGCUUGCAGUCCUGUAAUAUAACAAGACAGCAGUAUUUUCAAAAUAAAUAUGAAGAACAGUCGUGUGAAGGAUGUACUAACGUACAAACUAAACCUCAAGCUACAACAGUUACAACACAAACUGUACCGUCCUGUGUGGAUGAUUCACGUGUCGCGUGCGAUCAAUCUGCAUGUGAUAGCGGCUUGAAAAUGUUCUGCCAAGCGACAUGCAACCUUUGUAGCAUACCACACGUGCCGUCAACUUCAAGGUGUCCUAAGGGCUGGGCAGAAUUUCAAGGCGAAUGUCUCUUGUUUAGUCCUGAAAAGAAAAAUUGGUUUGAGGCACAUAGCAGCUGUAGAUCUCAUCAGGCGUAUUUAGCAACAGAUGACAGUGCAGAAAAACAUUCAUUUAUGAGAAAAAUUAUCAGUAUCUUAGAUGGAGAAGGUUUCAGAAACUUUUUUAUUGGAGCAACAGAUCUAGUGUUUGAAGGACAAUGGCUUUGGACAGAAACUGGUACCGCACAAAAAGGUUACACAGCCUGGGAACCAGGUAAACCAGAUAAUAAUGUGUCACUUUCUAUCAAAAAGAACUGUUUGAUGUGUUUCCUGGAUGGUGAUAACCUGUAUUGGACCGACAACGAUUGUUAUGAUAGAAAUGUUCAUUUCAUUUGUGAAAAACAAAAUAUUAAAGCCAGUUGUGGCAUUGGUAGACCAGAACGUGAUUCCAUGUGA